CCUCCUCCCCCCCCCCCCGAUCUGCCAGAAUACCAUGAAGAAUUAUGAGGAUGUGUGACCGAAGUAUCCAGAUGUUGAUCACCACCGUGGGAGCCUUCGCCGCCUUUAGCUUAAUGACCAUCGCCGUGGGCACAGACUACUGGUUGUAUUCCCGAGGCGUGUGCAGGACUAAAUCUACAAGUGAUAAUGAGACCAGUAGGAAGAACGAGGAAGUCCUGACCCACUCCGGGCUCUGGAGGACCUGCUGCCUGGAAGGAACUUUUCGAGGAGUGUGUAAGAAAAUUGAUCACUUCCCUGAAGAUGCUGAUUAUGAACAAGACACCGCUGAGUAUUUGCUGCGGGCCGUGAGAGCAUCCAGCAUCUUCCCCAUCCUGAGCGUGGGGCUGCUCUUCUUCGGGGGUCUGUGCGUGGCCGCCAGCGAAUUCUACAAGAGCAAGCACAACGUCAUCCUCAGCGCCGGGAUCUUUUUUGUAUCCGCAGGUUUAAGCAACAUUAUCGGAAUUAUAGUCUAUAUAUCAGCGAACGCGGGCGACCCCGGACAAAGCGACUCGAAGAAAAGUUACUCUUACGGCUGGUCCUUCUACUUUGGAGCCUUAUCCUUCAUCAUUGCCGAGAUGGUGGGCGUCAUCGCUGUGCACAUUUACAUAGAGAAGCACAGGCAGAUCCGAGCCAAAUCCCACUCCGAGCUGCUGAAGAAAUCCACCUUCGCCCGCCUCCCCACGUACAGAUACAGAUUCCGAAGGCGAUCGAGCUCCCGCUCCACGGAGCCCCGGUCCCGGGAUCUGUCCCCCAUCGGGAAAGGUUUCCACGCCAUCCCUUCCACUGACAUCUCCAUGUUCACCCUCUCCCGGGACCCCUCCAAGGUCACCAUGGGGACCCUCCUCAGCGCGGAGCGGGACCACACUUUUUUACAAAUCCACAACUCCAUCCCCAAAGAGUUCAAGGAAUCGCUGCACAACAAUCCCGCCAACAGGCGCACUACGCCCGUGUGAACUCGACUCUGCCCGGGGGGGGGGGGGGGGGCUCCGCCCCCAGCGGACCCCUCUCCCGGCCCUCCCCCACGCUGACCUCUUCUGGGGGGGGAAGGGGAACGAGGGGAAGUGUACAGAGUGUCCUUCAGGUUGCAUGACAUGAACCUAGUGGUGGUAUUACCAGUGAAACCCCUGUUUAUAAAGACCAAAAGCAAAUGAUCCCUCCCCCGCCGUCCCGCCCCCCC
Messenger RNA from Ornithorhynchus anatinus (platypus), 1216 nucleotides. It is a transcript of the gene CACNG3, whose product is annotated as calcium voltage-gated channel auxiliary subunit gamma 3. The record is from RefSeq and is a predicted model, not a curated record. NCBI's taxonomy places the organism in Eukaryota, Metazoa, Chordata, Mammalia, Monotremata, Ornithorhynchidae. The transcript is spliced from 4 exons. Gene Ontology annotation, molecular function: voltage-gated calcium channel activity; channel regulator activity. Bases 45 to 992 code for a protein of 315 amino acids. Gene Ontology annotation, cellular component: postsynaptic density membrane; AMPA glutamate receptor complex. Gene Ontology annotation, biological process: neurotransmitter receptor transport, postsynaptic endosome to lysosome; transmission of nerve impulse; neurotransmitter receptor internalization.